Mya arenaria is the source of this 2322-nucleotide messenger RNA. RefSeq names its product checkpoint protein HUS1-like. The transcript is spliced from 8 exons. Gene Ontology annotation, cellular component: checkpoint clamp complex; site of double-strand break; nucleolus. Gene Ontology annotation, biological process: nucleotide-excision repair; telomere maintenance; meiotic DNA integrity checkpoint signaling. NCBI's taxonomy places the organism in Eukaryota, Metazoa, Mollusca, Bivalvia, Myida, Myidae. The record is from RefSeq and is a predicted model, not a curated record. The coding region runs from base 81 to 935 and encodes 284 amino acids.
CUGACCUUUGAAGUUCUUCUUUGUGCCAAUUUUCAUAAAAGCGGAGCAAAAUAUGAAAUUCUCAAUCUCCAGCAGGCAAUAUGAGGUUUAGAGGAAAACUAGUUGACAUCGGUUGCAUCCAACACUUUACGAGAGUUGUUACCACAAUAUCCAAACUGAUAAAAGCGUGUGUUCUGAGGAUCACCCCUACUGCACUGUACUUCAUACUGUCAGAAAAAGUUGUGAAUGGGGGGAUUCAAAUUUGGUGUGAGCUGCCACAGGGUCACUUCUUCGAUGAGUAUGCUAUGGAGGGUGUGUCGGCAGAGGACAACGAGAUAUACCUGGAGAUGAGUCCAGAAAACCUUGUGAAGGCCCUGAAAACCGCCCAGGUGGCCAAGUGGGUGAAAAUUAAGCUGACAAAGAAACACGCCCCUUGUCUGACUGUGGAGGUGGAUCUGCCAACACUUGGUGCCCAUUCACGGGUGGUUAUGCACGACAUUCCAGUGGGCGUGGUGCCCCGCAGACUCUGGGAUGAGUACCAGGAGCCUGAGGUCCCACAGUUUGAUGUCAGCAUCAUGAUGCCGCAGAUAAAAGUCCUACGCAGCGUAAUUGACAAAAUGAAGAAUCUGAGCAAUCAGCUGGUACUUUCAGCGAACAGACAGGGAGAAUUGAAGGUUUCUGUGUCAACAGAUAUGGUGUCAGUUAGCACGCAUUUCCAGGAUCUUCUCAAUCCAGCAUCAAGAGAUGGGAGUGAUGGAGACCAGUUGAAUGCCCAAGUUGACCCAGAGGAGUUUGCCGAGGCCAGGAUUGAUGUACGCAAGUUCUCCCAAUUUCUUGCCGGACAAGUUAGUCCAAGCCGAGUCAUAUGCAACAUAGCUGACAACAGUGUGGUCCAUUUCUACCUGAUGAACGAUGAUGUCUCCCUGCAGUACUUCAUGCCUGUGAUGAUCAGCUGACCGACUUGUAGGUGUGGCUUAGCUGUGCUGACAAUUCUAUUAUGAAAUUUUAUUGUUCUCCCUCGUUUGUUCUUAAGCAUUUACUUGAUAUGACAUUCAUGUUUGAACUGUGAUGUAUUUAUAACAAAAUCUUAAUAUGGUGUCCAGUGUUCUCAAUUAGAACUGGCUACUGGCCAAAAUAAAGGGUUAUAAUGGUUGAAAUUAAUUUAUGUAUGAAAUCUAAAUUGUUAAGCUUGUGCUUGACAUUAAAGAAUUUAACAAAUUCUUCUAUAUAAAAUUCAGUAUUUGAGCAGGCCUAGGAAGCAUUUUGACUUAAGAGAUUGUGCUAAUUCCCGCCACUGUAUGUACCCAGGGUAUAAACCAGCAGUCUUGAUAAAUGAUAGUGCUUAUUCUAGAACAUCUGACUCAGAGUAAGGCGUUGUUCUAAUGCCAUCUAGAGUAAGGAUCAAGGCUGUUGUUCUUGAUAUUUAAACAGUUUAUAGUUGAGAUGUUUUUAAAUUUAAUGGUAUAUAUAAUUUGUGACAAUUCAUAAAGACUUGCUGAAUAAUGAUCAUGCAUACACUUAGCAAAUUAUUUUAAACAGUUGUUUAUAUAAUUUUCAACAGGAUGAAUUGCAAUUAAUUCUUCGCAAGGAGGAAUAUAUUUGUUUAUGAUUUUCCAGUUUAUUAAGUAUGUAAUAGCUGUACUGUCAUCAUUGCUAUAAAGAUAACAUACCGAGUAAUACAUUUUUUUUAAUGUGAACCUAACAGAUAUUGAUGGGUCAAUAUUGAAAGUUGAAAUAAAUGCCAAAUUCAAUAAACAUGGUUGCCAAUGCAAUUUUGUUAAAAAAAUAGGAAACUAUUAUGAAAUACGAGUAUCCCACUUCUUACAAAAUAUCAUUCUUUUGUGAAGAUCAGAUUAAAGGCAACAAUUUUAUUUUUUUAAAGUUUUUUGUCCAAAAAAGGAAAUCAGCUGAAAAGGGGAAAAUUGGCGUCCCUGCAACAAUUGGCUUAAUUUUUUGUCAAGUGAUUGACAAGUAUGAGAUUUUGCAAUUGCGUGUAAUGCUUUAGCAAUGUGUUUUGUCAUGUUGACAGUGUGUUCAUGUAAAUCUUACAAUACAUGUUUACAUUUGUCAUUCGUUCUUUGUUCAUGUUUGAAUGUUUACUGUUCAAUUAUAAACAAUUAUUGACCAAGAAUGAUGUGUUUGUCUAUUUUUAUGAAUGAGUAAACGCUCAUAUCAUUUUUGACAUGUGAAUUAAAAUGUCAAUGAAGUGUUUUAUUAUAUGCCAUAAAAAUGAUAUUAUAUGUGUUUCAAUUACGUGUCCAGGUCAGACAAUGUACAAUGUGAUGGACAAAUGAAUGGGCUUUGAGGCCAUUUAUCAUAACAAUAAACAUCCUAUAGAUAAGU